UAAUCACUCAUUGGUUGUAUUCUGAUUUAGAAUUGUCGUAAAGUCGAUUUCAAAAUGAAGAUUUGCACAGUUUUGCUGAUUUCAGCGAUAUGUCUAUUGGGCAUCACCAAUGCUUCGAAAACUCCUUUUAAAAUGCCAGCAAAGUUUUUGGAAAAAUCGAAGCUCGUAGGCGAGAAAUGUGUGAAAGAGGCUGGAGCAGAGUCUGACUUUUUGGAACAUCUUUUCCCAUGGAAUUAUCCUAAAACCGAAGCUUACGAAAAGUCCUUGCUUUGCUUCGCUACAACCAUUGGUUUAGCAAAUCAAGAUGGUAUAUUUUACACAGAAAAAGUACAUCCUGUUUUUAGCAGCAGUGAAAAUUUCGAAGAAAUCAAGAAAGCCUUCGCAGAGUGUAACGCUAUGAGAGGAAACAGUCCACAGGAUACUGCAUUCAUCAUAUCUGAAUGCUUCUUUGACAAAGCACCUAUCAGACUGACGAUGUGAAACGAAUCUUAAAAUAUUUUCCACUCUUAAAAGAACACGAAAAAAAAAUGUUGUCCAAAAAAUAUAAGAUAAGUAGAAAU
Messenger RNA from Papilio xuthus (Asian swallowtail), 560 nucleotides. RefSeq lists its product as uncharacterized. Lineage: Eukaryota; Metazoa; Arthropoda; Insecta; Lepidoptera; Papilionidae. The transcript has 2 exons. The record is from RefSeq and is a predicted model, not a curated record. Bases 55 to 480 code for a protein of 141 amino acids. Gene Ontology annotation, molecular function: odorant binding.